Helobdella robusta is the source of this 954-nucleotide messenger RNA. RefSeq lists its product as hypothetical. The coding region runs from base 1 to 954 and encodes 317 amino acids. Gene Ontology annotation, cellular component: nucleus. The transcript has 3 exons. NCBI's taxonomy places the organism in Eukaryota, Metazoa, Annelida, Clitellata, Rhynchobdellida, Glossiphoniidae. The record is from RefSeq and is a predicted model, not a curated record. Gene Ontology annotation, biological process: chromatin remodeling.
AUGUGGUAUGGCAAGUUUUACUGCAAAGAUAUAUUAUGUGAAGUUCUUCCGCAACUUAAAAUUGCAGAAGAACUUUGCAUAAACAAAGAUAAUAAAUAUAAUGUAAAAAAUAUACAAAAGCCUCUCAUGCUGGGGUGCACUGGCCGAGGCGCGUCCCCAGGGACCUUUGACCCAAAGGCUAGGUGCACUGCUUACAACAGUGCUCUCUUGGGCACGAGAUCAACUGCAAUCGCGCUGCCUCGUUUGCUUCCAGAAAAAACGAGGGGUGUUGCGGAAAAUCGGGCGUCCCCUCCUGGAAUAUCAGACUUGGCCCUUCAAAUACUGGACGCUCAACGGAGAUCGUCGACAUGCUGGAAAGGCAAAGGGUUGACAUCUGUUCUCUGCAGGAAACAAGAUGGAAAUCAAAUGGUGUCUCUCUCAUUGAGACUUACAAGUUGUUCUGGAAUGGCCAAAAGACAGCCCAAAAUGGAGUGGGAAUCUUCUGAACUGAAAUGUACUGAAGGUGACUCGAAUCAACUCACGCCUAAUGCUGAUCAAACUCAGAAUGGGAAACAGGUUCUGACUGUUUUCUCUGCAUAUGCACCAGAAACCGGUGAAUCUGAAGACGCCAAAAAUGACUUCUGGAACACACUCUCAGAUACCGUCAGGAAAACACCAUCAUCAGAGAUACCAUUGAUAUGUGGCGACCUCAACGGCCAUGUUGGAGAUAAAGCAAAUGGGUUCCACGGUGUCCAUGAAGGCUUUGGCUACGGGCCUCAAAACGAAGACGGUGUACGGAUUUUGGAAUUUGCUGAAAGCCAUGAACUCUCCCUGUUGAACACCUACUUAAAGAAGAGAGCAGAACAUUUGAUCACAUAUGUUUGGUGGAAUUUUAAAGGAGUCACUUUUUUGAGCUUUUACCAGAUAACACAACAAUUAAUUCGAAAGUCUACUGUCGUCAGCUGGACAAACUGA